GCCGUGACGGACGCUUCAUGGUUACAAGCGAAAAGCAGGUAUCAACAUCUCCUGCUGCGGGUACAAGGCAGUGAACAGAGGAACUAUGAGGAUACCUCUUGCACACUUGUCGUUGGGCCUGGAAAGAAGAGAUGGGGACGGUGACAACAAGGGCCAGAGCAAAGAUCGCAAGGGAACGCAAUUCUACCUGGUCGCCAUUGCCAUCCUCGCAAUCAUCCUCGUUCUCAUUAUAGCAUACUUCAUCCGCUACCGCUGUGUCCGCCACCUCCGCCGCCAAGGGCAUUCAUCUUCUCGAAGUAAGAACGAAAAGCUCCCCUCGCUCUUCAGCUGGCGGAACCUGCUCCCAGGAAAGCGUCGACCCCGUCGCAACGACUACUCUACCACACUGCAGCAAGGAGAUGAGCUCGACCGGGGGCAUGGCCGUCAGAUGAGCAGCGGAGGCGAGAGCGUUUCACUGCAGGACCCGGAGCGCGCAGUCAUGGCUGGCGGAACAGUUGGCAUAGAUCGGAAUACCUCGAUUAGGAGCGUCAUGACGCUGCCAGCAUACUCGCCCUCUGCGCGCGAGAAUGAGCGCAUCAUCGCCCGCGAAGGCGAAAGAGGCGGCAUCGAUACCGUCGUCGAGUUCCCCGAAGCUCCAGAGGAAGAAGAAGCACGCCGCGAGGAGGAGAUGGAAUCGCUCUACCAAAUUCGACUGGCCCGCCGCCAGGAGGCCGCAGAGCGUGAAGCUCGCCGAGAAGCUCGGCGCGCGGCCCGCGCACGAGGGGACAUUCAGGCUCUAGCGGAGCUCCGCCGACGCGCCGACGAAGCAGCAGAAUUCAGCCGCAGUCAGGAACUCAUUGCCUUCCACCAAGCACUCGCUCCGCAACGGGAACGCCGUGUAAGCAGCGUGCAAUACGGCGACCUGGGUCUCGCACGCCAUGACGGAACAAGAGUGCGAGCAAGCUCCAACGCCAGUGAUAGAAGCGACGUGCGGACUGGACUUCUCGACUCCGCGGCCAGCAUCUCCGGCCACAGCACCAGGGGAAAUACACUGCACACGCAUUAUCGUGGACCUUCCGCUGGCUCGAUCGUAACGUCCCGCGCCUCGAGCGAAUUCGAAUAUCCCGAACCCGCAGCUGCGCCAGCGGGCAUUCGUAGGUCCUCUUCCAGCCCCGACGACGACUUCGAAGUUGUUUCCAAUUCGCGGCCGCGCUCGAGAUCGAGGAGCCAGUCCCGGUCUGUGAGCAGAGUAGGGACGCCGGCGUUGGUGAACCCAAGUAUAGAGAUUCCGAGGGAGGAGGCACCCGCGUAUGAGAACCCGCCGAAUUAUGAAUCUCCGGUGGAGACGAGGGCGCCCGGGUUGGGGAUGCAGAGUGUGGAGCGGGUGCCGAGUAUUCAGGUGACGCCGGAGGGUGCAAGCGAGGGGCGGAGUGCAUCGCCGAGAUGAGGAUAAUGAUGAGGACGGUCACAUAAUUUCUGUGGAUGGAGGAUCUUAAAGACAUUUCCCAGGAUCGAAGUUCUCAUGGAUCGGAAGAUUUGAAAGCCCAUAUACACCCUAUUUAUCCUGGAGCCAGAGGAGAGAAGGAAUCACGACGACACGGCGCUUAUGUUCAGAACGUUCAUCAUGUUUAUACGUACUUGGCCGCCGCGCUACUCCCGCCCACCAGUGGAUAUCUGCGUUGAUUCUUUCGGAGGCUUUCCAUUUCGUCGGAUAUCUUGC
This is a messenger RNA of Westerdykella ornata, 1699 nucleotides long. RefSeq lists its product as uncharacterized. NCBI's taxonomy places the organism in Eukaryota, Fungi, Ascomycota, Dothideomycetes, Pleosporales, Sporormiaceae. Bases 86 to 1426 code for a protein of 446 amino acids. The record is from RefSeq and is a predicted model, not a curated record. The transcript is spliced from 2 exons.